GUUUAUUUUUCCUCCUCAAGAAAACGCCGUGACAGUGAAGGAGAAAACAUUUUUGAAUGAGCGAAUAGCCAUGGUGGGUUUGAGCGUAGUUUUGGAGAAUCAAAAAAAUGGUUCUAUUAUUAGUACCAGAAAACCUACUCAAAUCAUCAACAAAACCACCAUGCUUGAUUCACCGUCUGUUUGUAGAAAUUCCUCUGUCAAGAAUUUCCCUGUCCAGGCAGCUUUUCUUGAGUAUUGCUUUCUCUGUCGCCAGAAGCUUUUACCCGGAAAAGACAUCUACAUGUACAAAGGGGACAGGGCGUUCUGUAGCGUGGAGUGCAGGUGCAGGCAAAUUUUCAUGGACGAGGAAGAGAGCAUAAAGAAAGAGAACUGUUCAUUUGCAGCCAUGAAUCCACCACAAACGACGGCGGAGUCAGCAUCGCCAUCAACCUCUUCAUCGUCCUCUUCCGGUUCUCGUAACCGCAGAGCUGAAAGAAACCGAGGGGUUGGUUUUGCUUGCUAGGAAAGAGGAGGAACGAAAAAAAUGUAUUCUCUUUGUUAAAAAUUGUUUUUUUUUUUUCCUUUCAGUUUUACCCUUGGAAGACCUUAUAAUUACAUUGGUGUCCUCCGUCGUUUUGCUUCCUUGGAUGAAGGCAGGAAAGGGACAUUAGUGUGAGACCCUGCGGGUGUUCGGUUUGCUGUUUUCCCAUACCCAGGAGCAUUGUUUUUUUUGUGUGUGGAAAUUUUGUCACUUUAGGAAGGGUAUUUCUGGUACUUUAUUUUAAUAUUUUUAAUUUUCCAAAAAAAAAAAAGAUUAAUUCCCAAAUUUCAAUUUCAUGAGAGUUAGUAUCAUUUUUCUUGGGACGUACAACGCAAGACGACAACGAGUGAUUUAGCUGGACUUUUUGAACACAGGUUUUCUAAUGUACUGCUACAAUAAAAAUUGAGGUACGGA
Molecule: messenger RNA, 934 nt
Organism: Rubroshorea leprosula
Lineage: Eukaryota; Viridiplantae; Streptophyta; Magnoliopsida; Malvales; Dipterocarpaceae
Source: the annotation of a GenBank genome assembly